This is a messenger RNA of Lottia gigantea (owl limpet), 1611 nucleotides long. RefSeq lists its product as hypothetical. The transcript is spliced from 2 exons. The record is from RefSeq and is a predicted model, not a curated record. The coding region runs from base 1 to 1611 and encodes 536 amino acids. NCBI's taxonomy places the organism in Eukaryota, Metazoa, Mollusca, Gastropoda, Lottiidae.
AUGAAAAGUAUCAACUUUUGCAAAGCACCAAAAUAUGAAGAUCUUACAAAAUGGCCAUUUCCAAAUUCCAAACUUUUGUACAACACAUUUCCAAUAGACCCUGAAGAAAGAAAUUUUGUAAGGAGAGUAUCAGGGGCAAUAUUUUCAAAAGUCAACCCAGAACCUCUUAAGACACCUGUCAAACUAGUUGCAUUUUCAGCUGAUGUUUUGAACUCAAUUCUGGACUUAAACUCAAAUGUAACAACAGAAAAAUCGUUUACUGACUUAGUGGCAGGGUCUUUGAUAGUAAAAGGGUCAGUGCCAUUGUCCCAUCGUUAUGGGGGGCAUCAGUUUGGAUACUGGGCCGAGCAGCUGGGGGAUGGACGAGCGGUGAUGUUGGGAGAGUAUGUUAAUACCAAGGGACAGAGAUGGGAGUUACAGCUGAAAGGAUCUGGUAAAACUCCCUAUUCUAGAAGAGGGGAUGGUAGAGCUGUUUUACGUUCAUCCAUUCGAGAAUUUCUCUGCAGUGAAGCCAUGUAUUAUCUAGGAAUCCCAACAAGUCGAGCGGCAGGAAUAGUUGUCAGUCAGGAUGAAGUCGUAAGAGAUCAGUUUUAUGAUGGACAUCCUCAAAUUGAGCAAGCAGCAGUGGUACUUCGUUUAGCGCCAUCUUGGUUCCGAUUUGGAUCUCUGGAAAUUUUAGAAAAAUCUGGUGAAAUGGAUCUUUUGAAAAAAUUGGUUGAUUUCAUAAUCCAGGAACAUUUUCACUCAAUUGUCUCACAAAGUGAUGAAAAAUACACAGAAUUUUUUUGGAAUGUUGUGACUGAAACAGCAAGUUUAGUGGCGCAGUGGCAAAGUGUUGGUUUCGCUCAUGGUGUUUGUAAUACUGAUAAUUUCAGCUUGUUGUCAAUAACGAUCGAUUACGGCCCGUUUGGAUUUCUGGAAGAGUAUAAACCUAGUUUUGUGCCAAACACCUCAGAUGACGAAGGGAGAUACUGCUACGAAAAACAACCAGAUGUAGCCAUUUUUAAUUUAGAAAAAUUACAAACAGCCUUGAGACCGCUAUUGAAGGAAGAAAAACAGAAUUCUUUAAGUGAAAUAAUGAAACAGUUUUCUGUCAUUUAUAAGAUUAAAUUUAUGGAGAUUUUUAGACGGAAAUUAGGGCUUCAGAAAAAUCUUGGUGAAGAAGAUGAACAGUUGGUUGCCAUGUUUUUAAAAAUGAUGGAAGACAAAAAAUCAGAUUUUACUAUAACUUUCCGAAAUUUGGGAGAAAUUACUUUAGCAGCGUUAACUCGUAAUAAAAUUCCCAAAAAAUUUUGGAGUUUGAAAAAAUUGCAAAAACAUAAGUGGUUUGAAAACUGGAUUAAAACUUAUGUUGAAAGAUUUGCUUUUGAAGAAAUCUCAGAUUUUCAAAGACGAAAAAUUAUGAGUGAAACGAAUCCAAAAUAUAUUUUAAGAAAUUGGAUGGCACAGCAGGCUAUAGAAGGAGCUGAAAAUGGAGAUUUCUCAGAAGUGAAAAAAUUGCUAAGAGUUUUAUCUCGGCCAUUUGUGACUCAGUUGGAAGCUGAGUUAUCACAUUAUUCAUCUAAACCUCCAUCUUGGUCUAAAACAUUACAAGUGAGCUGUUCAUCUUGA